AUGUCCUACUUUAAACUUCCGGUUUCGUUGUGCAAGCGUAUUCAGACAGUAAUUACCAGAUACUGGUGGGACAAUACCGAAGGCGUGAAGAAGAUGGCGUGGAUCUCGUGGGAUAGAAUGGCGAAACCGAAGUCGGUAGGAGGACUUGGUAUGAGAGACUUUCUCAAGUUCAAUAAAGCCCUGUUAGCCAAGAUAAGCUGGAGGCUUCUCGAUAAGCCUGAUUGCCUUCUGGGGAAGAUCCUCAAGGGCAAGUACUUCCCGGAAAGUCACAUCCUGCUCGUGGAGGAGGCUUCCUCGAUAUCACAUGGAUGGCGGAGUAUACUUAUAGGUCGCAACUUGCUCUUAAAGAAUCUAGGCUGGGCAGUUGGAGAUGGUCUCUCUAUUAAUAUCUGGCAGGACCCCUGGCUCAGCAUGAGCAAACAAGAACGGCCGAUGGGUCCUCCUACGGAGCAAAGCGCUGAGCUAAGGGUGGCUGACUUGAUGAUCGCAGACACAAGGCAAUGGGACAAGGCCAAAAUCCGCCGUUUGCUCCCAGACUAUGAGGAAAGAAUCCUCUGCUUAAGGUCGAGCAUCUCUGGGGCUCCAGAUAAGCUGUUUUGGCUAGGUACUAAAUCAGGAGACUAUACUUCCAAAUCAGGGUAUUUUGCUGCCAUUGAUGGUGAGGAGUUCGCCCACAAGAUUUGGUUCCUAGCUCCUUUGGCUACUGAUGUGGAUCCUAGAGGAAUAAUAGAUUUAAUGGCCACAUGGCCCACACUCUGUUCCUUAACAUGUCUGCCACCGUCUGGUGUAACUAAUGGUACUCUUGUCCCCUGGAUCCUAUGGACAAUACGGAAAGCACGAAACAAACUCAUAUUUGAAGGUUUCUCCGCAUCUCCUGAAGAGACUCUUUCAUCAGCCAUUGGACUAGCCCGCGAAUGGGCUACUUCCUGCAAAACAGAGCCGCUUAAUCUUCCUGGAAGGAGCCACCAGAGACCUACAGCGCCGGAUGGUGCAGUGAUAGUACAGACCGAUGCGGCUUGGAGCGCAAUUAAUAAUGUCGCAGGUUUAGGUUGGGCAAUUGUGGCACCUGCCCCAACGCAAGCUUUCCAGGAACGGGUAGAGUUCGUCAACUCACCUUUAAUGGCAGAGGGCUUAGCCAUGAGAGAAGCGGUUUUUACCUGUCGCAGGUUGGAGCUCAAAGUCUUGCGGGUUGAAUCGGAUUCAGCCCAGCUGGUCAAGUGUGUCACCUCCUCUUUCCAAGUAGCAGAGCUCCAUAGUGUGGUGUCUGAUAUAUUAUAUGUGGUUGAUAUAUUAUAUGUGGUUGAUGAGUUUGAAUCUAUCUCUUUUGCUUGGAAUCCCUAG
Molecule: messenger RNA, 1341 nt
Organism: Brassica oleracea var. oleracea
Lineage: Eukaryota; Viridiplantae; Streptophyta; Magnoliopsida; Brassicales; Brassicaceae
Exons: 2
Coding region: 1-1341 (446 amino acids)
Molecular function (GO): RNA-DNA hybrid ribonuclease activity; nucleic acid binding
Source: RefSeq, a predicted model, not a curated record